Messenger RNA from Pseudophryne corroboree (corroboree frog), 8473 nucleotides. RefSeq names its product zinc finger protein 385A (gene ZNF385A). Gene Ontology annotation, cellular component: neuronal cell body; nucleus. The transcript has 8 exons. The record is from RefSeq and is a predicted model, not a curated record. Lineage: Eukaryota; Metazoa; Chordata; Amphibia; Anura; Myobatrachidae. Gene Ontology annotation, molecular function: mRNA 3'-UTR binding; zinc ion binding. Gene Ontology annotation, biological process: regulation of cytoplasmic translation; mRNA localization resulting in post-transcriptional regulation of gene expression. Bases 640 to 1848 code for a protein of 402 amino acids.
CAGUAUUACAGAGAGUUCGUAUCCUCAGAUACUUUCCCUCUUCUCUAUUGGGAGUUUCCUUGUUUGUCCUGAAUAAAGACAGAGGUGCUGGGAGUGAACCCUACUUGGGAUAUUGCCAGAAACAUUCCCCAUUGUGCAGGAAGAGAUGAGGACUUGGCUUCUGCAAGUGCCCAAAACUCUACAAUCUGCCUUAGCCCUUCAGCUGCCUUCCUAGUUCUGCAGCCGGUUUAAUAGCAGUUUACAAAUAGGAAAGCCAUAGAACUUUCUUGGAUCUCUAAAAACUCUCCAGGAUAAUUCCAUCCACACCGUUGGACUGUAGCCUUGCCUGUCAGGAGUGUAUUUAGGGCAUCGUCCGCUUCAUCCUGACACCCUUGCUAGAAUUAUACAAGCCUAUUCUUUCUUGUCCCCCCCUUCCACAUCCCCCCCACCCCCCUACCCUCCCAGGCUUGCCUGUCGCACAAACUGUCAGAGCCCUAACAUUUCCUCUCCCUUUUCUGUGCUGGUAAAAGGCUUUUCCAAUUGCUGCCUGAAGAAGAGAGCGGAUAGAGUGUUUCAGAAGUGCCUGAAAGGAGAGCUGCCCCUCCUCACACCAUCUGAGGGAAAGCGUCCUGUGUGUGCCAGACCCUGCAGGCUGAAGUCAUGAUUUUGGGGAGUAUUAACAGAGGUGGUACUAUGCCUGCCCUAUUUCACAGCCCUCCAGCUAUGGUCCAGCGUCAUCUGAAUAUUAAACCUUUCCUCUCGUUUCCUGUGGAACCGCAGCCAGCUUUGGGUCUUUUCCCCAGGUUCAGCACGAUGGAUCCCAUCCACAAGCCUCUGAUGAACCCUAACUUUGGAGUCCCACUUUUCAAGACAAAACGGCCGGUCAUCUCCUGCAACGUGUGUCAAAUCCGCUUUAACUCAGAGAAUCAAGCUGAGGCGCAUUAUAAAGGGAACAGACACGCACGGAGAGUGAAGGGGAUCGAGAAUGCCAAAACCCGACAAAAAGAGGGACAGCAAGAUGGUGACAGAAACACCCCACUGAUCAGCCCUGUACCCAGUGCCAGCGAGAGUGAUACAGACAGCAAAGAUCACCAAGGGAGCGACGGCGCAGAUUUACUUUUUGCCGAGAGUCCAGAGACCAUGAUCACGCAUGAAAACAAUGGUCCAGCUGUACCUGAGUAUUCACAGUCCUCAUCUGAGACAGUCGGAGGUUAUACAAAUCCACUUCCCUCUAGUGCCCCUGUAAGCAGCGGGGCUAGCCCAUCUACUACAGAGAGCGAAGAUGAAAGAUCCAAGAAGUCGCUGUACUGUGCCCCCUGCAAAAUAACCGUAAACUCCCUCUCACAACUGGAGGCUCAUAACAAAGGUACAAAGCACAAGACUAUCCUGGAGGCUCAAAGUGGCCUGGGUCCUAUAAAAGCCUAUCCGCGACUUGGAGGGCUGAGCAAUGGUUCAAGUGGCCCUCUGGACUCCACCACCCAGGAGAGGACUUUUCACUGUGAGAUCUGCAAUGUUCGAGUCACCUCUGAAGGGCAGCUGAAGCAGCACAUCUCAAGCCGCAGACAUCGUGAUGGUGUGUCAGGGAAGCCCAACCCUCUGCUGAGGCGGCACAAGAAACAUCAAACUCUACAGGAACUUGCGACUAGUCUGAUGUUCUCCAAGGAUCUUUCUAAAACAUUAUCUGCAGGGCUUCUGCCCAGUCCACUGGCAGUUGCCAUGGCGGCUGCUGCUGUGUCCUCUCCACUGAGCUUACGUCACGCUGGGAAUCCUCCCCUUCUACAAGCUCCUACUCUCACACACCAUCUGCUGCGACCAGCUCCUGGGCCCAUCAGAACUGCACACGGGACUAUACUUUUCUCCCCUUAUUGAGGAGGACUCUCUAUCUUCUUGUUGUAACACUAAUCCACUGGAACCUGAACCUGCACGUAGAAAACCAGGACAGGACCUAACCAGUUGCCUCCUGCUCCAUUUAUCCCUCCCUCAGAAAUAUAUAGUAACUGGAUCACUCUGCAAACUCAUGAACAUUCUUUUCCCAGAACACGGACAGCAAAAGAGCCUGAAGGAUCUAACAGAUCAAACUAUGGGCUAAGAACAGUGAUUAACCAGCCAUUAUAAAGGGUGUGCGUAAAGAAAUAAGACUUGUGAUUAAUGGAUGCAAAACUGGGAAUGGACAUUGUUUGGGCAUUUUAUAUCCUCAUUGGGUCAAUUUAAGUGACUCUGUGGAUAAAUAAUGUGUCACUUUGAAGCAACUCAGGUGAUGAAUUGGAUACCGUAGGAACUGUUUCUGGUGUGUACGAGGGGUUUAUUUGUACUGUUGUGUUAGAAUAAGCCGUCUCCUUUACAGUAAGGAGGAGCAGCUCGGCAAUGUCUUCUGAUAGCCCAUUGAGACUUUCUAACACGCUGGUCCAUUCUUGCCCCCUAAUAAUCUACUUUUUUUCCCAAUAACUUCAGGAACAAAAGGCAUACGAUUUACAAUCACAAACAAAUUAUAUGUAAUGUCUUUACUGCUUUACAAAAUGUGUUGUACUAGAUUAGAAAUUGGGGGGGGGGAGGAACAAAAAACACAUAUAUGCUGUAAAUGUACAAUAGUAGUGAGAAUUCCUAUGCAGUUCCCACAGGACCACAGGGUGUCUACACUGAAAUAUUUAGCCAUAGGUUAGUUUUGUACCACUUGGGCGCUCUCGGUGGUAUAGACUUUCUAGACCAGAGAUCGACAACAUGUAACUCUCCAUCUCUUGCAGAACUCCCAUUCCAGCCCCAAACUAUCAUGGUAUGCUGGGUAUUGUAGUUCUGCAGCCCCUGGAGAGCCAUAGGUUGCCUAAGCCUGCUUUAGACUGUAGAUUUUUUUCAUGUUAAUGUGUCCUCCUACACUAGUGAUGGACAUAUUUAGUUAGAGCAAUACAGACGUUUCUGCAAGCCACAAAUGCAUUGUGUAAAUGGGAAGGUAAAGUGGAGAAACUGUCACAAAAAAAGAUGAGGCUGGUGGUGAUAAAGUGUUAGAGAAGCAAUGUGCAAAAGCUUUACGUUUACUUUUGCUAAAUGUACAAUAUGUUGCAAAAUGUUUGGCAGUAGACAGGACGUAUAGGAUAAUAUACAGAGCAAACCAGCACUUCUCCGUAGUGCUUUGGAACUUUCCUCAUCUUCAUUGUCCUUCAACCAACAGAACACUGACAAAGCCGGUCAAAUGUUGGUUUAUGCCCUUCCAACUAAAAUAGUCCUGCCUUAUGCUUCUGAUGUCAGGAUAGAACAUGGAAGAUAUACAUUCUCUCUGCCCAGUGCAUGUUCAGUAAUUCUGGAAUGAGGUACAUUACCACUAUUGAAAGUACUUGCACAACUAUUUGUCGUCUACAGAAGAGGCUUGUGUACUGUGACAAUCGUUUUAUUUAUUUGACAGAUGAAUUCAUCCUAAAGACUAUGCAAUUGUUGUUGUGCUUACAUAUGCACGUCUUCGUCUUCAUAACUUACGUAUCGGUACUUCACCUCAGCGCUGAGACGGCUGUUUGUUAAUAUAAUCAGCAGUAAGGGUGGAAUCAGGGCAUUAGUCAAAAGCUGGGUACACACUAGACGAUGUGGCCGAUUCUGACAGUCACGAUUUUGUCUAAAGUGUAUGCGCUAUGUGGCUGAUCAUCAUGCUCCAGUGCAUCAUCAGCAACAUCGCCCAUCGGCUGCGCAUGCAGGUCCAUCGGUGAUGUCGCCAGCGAGGGCCAUGCUGCUGCAUGGCCCUAAGACGGGGGUUACCAAAUUCUGCCAUUACAGUCAAGGCUUUAAGUAUAUCCUAGAUGGUUAAAUCAAAUUGACUGCUGUACUAAUUAUGGUGUCUGCAUACAAAGCUUUGGUGAGAGGUAAAGUGGUUGAAGAUUUAGGGGCUGGUGUACUAAGACUUAGGGGGAUAUCCAAUUAUCCCCGUUAAAACAUCGGGUCUUUUUUCCGAUGUUUCACCGAUUUUUAUUUUUACAGGCUAUCCAGAUGGAUCGCCUGUAAAAAAAAAAAACCUUUCUCCUGAAAACACACAGGUUCAGUGAAACCUGUGUGUUUUCGUGUGAAACAGCCCGAUUUUCGGACGAAAACGGGGCUGUUUCCGGGGAUUCUGCCUCGCCUGCUGGAUGCAGGUGAAACAAAAUCCCUGAUAAGCCGCGGCACGCGCCGGCUUAUCGGGGCUAAUUAGAUAGCCCCCAGCGGGACAAUUAGCCUGGUAAAUUACCGGGGCUAUGGAUAUCCCCCUUAGAGAGAGAUGAAGUACUGUACCAUCCAAUCAGCUCCUAACUUAUCUUUCUAACACAGCCUGUAACAUGACAGCUAAGAGCUGACUGGCUGGUACUUUAUCUCUCUUCGCUUUAUCACUCUGCAAGACUUGUACGUCUACCCCAAAGUAGAACCAAUCAGCUCCUAACUGUCAUAUUAGCUGUGUUUGAAAAAUGACAGAAGCUGGUUUGUUUGUACUUUAUCUCUGUCCUCUUUAUCUCUCUCCAAGACUUUGUACAUAGGGGUCUAAGUCACCUGUGCUCAAGCAUGGAUAUCCUUAAAAUAUGGACUGUAAUGGCAGAGUUUGGGAACCUCUGGUCUAAGGCUGGGUACACACUGGCCGAUAGCGAUGGUCCGUCGGCCAGUGUGUACUAGCAAUAUGUCUGUGAAUGCCGUCGUUCACAGACAAAUCGCGUUGGCCCUGCAACAUAGACGAUGGACGAUAUAUCUACAGAUAUAUCGGUCCAUUGUGUUGUGUGUGCGAGUGGUCAGCCUACCGCCGGUGCUGAUUGACAGUGCAACUGUGCGGGCGCAUGUAAGUAAAUGCCUGCUCAGUUUGUGUCGUCAGUCACGACGGAUCGGGCAGUGUGUAUGCGCUAUAGAUAUAUCUGCAUAUCCACUGAUCUGCUGAUAUAUCUUCCAGUGCGUACCCACCUUAAGAAAAAGAAAUCUAAUGUUGUCAAUUUUGUUUGCAGCACUUAAAUCUUUUAGUAUUAAACAGUCUGACAUGUAGCAAUAAGAUAGGGACAAGAAGAAAGCCAUUGCAUGACCACUAACUAGCCAAAGAGCUCAUAAGUCCAGAACAUAUGUGACAGAUAAAGCAAGUUUACACUCUUAAACAAUAAAGUAGUUGCCUCAAUUAAAGCAAAAUCAAUUUCUACUUAAUUGUGUGCAACUUUUAGGUUUUGUUUGGCAAAGGCAAUAAUUACUGAGGCUCAGGCGAUAAAGGCGAUUUUCAGUCUCUGCGAUUAUAUCUCCUGAGAUUAAUCUUGUAGGAAAACAGGGAUAAUAAGCGAUUAAUCUUGUGAGAUUUAUUGCUCAAAGGAGAAAAAUCGUACCGUCUUCUCUGUUUCGAUUAAGAUUUACUGCCCAGAAUCACCGAAAAAUUUCCCAAAUAUAAGAUUAAAUGCUUAUCAUGUUAAAGUAUAUGGAGGAAACGAAGUGCCUGAAAGUAAUGCAGGGUGAUUACAUUGCAGCACUGCACAACUGCUGAAACUCCUGGCACAUACGUACCAUUGAGGGUAUGCAUAGAAUGCUGUUGCGCACAAUAGAGUCGUUUGCAAUAGAGCUUGCGGCGCACAACCAUGGGCGGUGACUGGGAGUUGACCUAAAGUGUUUGCAAAAAUGAUGGGUGUGCCACGGUUGUGUUAAUUGGCCGCGUUCCCAAAUGCAGAACUACAACCACAGGACCCAUAUUUAGACAAAUUUGAGAAGGAAGCAAGCGUCAAUGGUGUGAGUGUUGGUGGCGUGUUCAGAACCACCGCCACGGUUGCACUGUCCAUGGACAUUAGAAAUGGCGCCUCAGUGCUGGGACUCUCCUUCACACACGGGUGCACAAGAGGAAGGCCUUCAUUAGCAUGUGCACAUUAUCGCUCCCCGCUAUCGCAGACGCAGUAGUGCCACCUCUAAAUCCAGCACAGAGAUACAAUUAGCAUUCCGUACCUGGGGGAUACAUGGCUAAAAACUGACGGUGGAGUCUGUAGCCCUUAUAGUGCUCACCUUUUAUAUUUAUAUCAGUCCAUAUGUAUGUAAGAGUCCGAUCAUGCUGCUUGAAUUAAAUGGCUUCCUGUGACCAAUGGAGAGAUUGAGUAAAAAAUUGGUGAAGACAAAUGUACACGUGACGUGUAAUGCAGAUUUGUUGUUCAACUUACAGAACAAGUUGUAAGAAAAGGUAAAACAAAGGUCUACACCCCUCCCUUCCCCUUCCCAAGUGAACAAAGGGAAAAAGGGUUCCUUUUCCGUCAACCCUACAGCCAUGGCUACAAGGGCGUUCCGUUCUGUACACCUUCUGUCUAUUACCCCAUGUACAUACUGAAAGCUAAAAGCCAUUAGUUAUUCAUAUUUCUAUUUAGUGAGUAAUGUCCAUUGCUUAGGUGCACCUCCUUAUUGAAUUUGAUUCCAUAUAUGGGCUCCAAGUAUGCCAAUCUGCAAGUAUACAAAUAGCAGCAGUUUACGCCGUUGCUGCCUGAUGGCCUGCUUCCAAGAUGGAUUCAGUGUUGAGGUUAUAUGCUAUGGAGCAUUGGCGGUCACAGAGGGGAUUUAUUUGCAAAGUGAGUGAUAAGCAGGGAACUAUGUGAGAAAUAAUGGGGGGGGGGGGGGGUAACUCAAAUGCAUGCUUACCGGAGGCUUAUCACAGUUUGCUUUGGCGUCUUCUGACAGCCAUGCUGUGUGACUACACAAGCUACAUAAUGGAGCCUCCAACAAUGGGCAUUUCACUACAGAUCCCGGCGGCUGAGACAUUUGCAUAUUUUUGCACAGCCGCUCUGUACUAAAUGGCAGCUGCGAUGACAUUUGCACACAUCUAUGAAUCAUGUUUCUUCUACCCCAGUGAAACACAUGUACAAACAUUGGGACUAAACAUGGUCAACCUUAGCUUUUUCCACUAGGGGCUGUAUUCAAUAAGCGUCGGAAGCUGCCGUCUUGUCAGAAAGGGGUUCUGACCUAUUCAUUAGGGCCCCAUUUUUGCCAACAAGACGGGAAAUCUGACUUGUCGGAAUACACGCCGCCGAGCCGCAUGUAUUGUCGUAAGCACGUUCAACCCAACAGUUUUUAUCCCCGUUUCCAACAAUGUCAAUUCGACGUUAAAAAAAGUCGGAUUGGCAGUGUCAGGAACGGGCCAAACCUGACGGAUUUGGCCAUCGCACUGAAUUCUGACCUGUCGGAUCCUUUCCGUUGGAAAGGAUCCGACAGGUAUUGAAUAUACCCCGAAGUAUUUUCAUUUUAUUUUGUUAUUGAAUAACUAGAAUUUAGGGGAGAUAAGUUGUGUUUCACAAAAGUUUAUUAUUUCUCAGUUGAUAUUGCAUUGAUUUAUGUGCCUUGGGGGUCUAUGUACUAAGCCUUGGAGAGAGAUAAAGUUCACGGAGAUAAGCUACCUGCCAAUCAGCUUCUAACUGCCAUGUUACAGACUGUGGUUGAAAAAUGACAGACGCUUGGUUGGUUGGUACUUUAUCUCCAUCUACUUUAUCUCUUUCCAAGGCUUAGUACAUAGACCCCUAAGUUUGCCAAUAGCUUCCCUUUGAAAUGUUGGGUUCCAGGUAUGUUUGUACCCUAAAAAUAACUCUGCGCUUUAGUGAAUGCCCUCAUGCUUUCUAUGGCUUGGAAUGCCACUGUAAUCUGUUCAGCUUUGUCACUGUAAUAGGUACAUGCCUACGAUACCUAGGGGUAGAUUUAUUGAACCUUCUAAAUAAGACUAGCACCUGUAAUGACUGGAUCGGAUUUUUGCUAUCAUUUUAUAGAAUGUAGUAGAUAAAUGAUAGCUACAAUUUGGUUGGUCGCUAUGAGCAACACCUUCACUUGUGCUCUUUCAGGGGUUUGAUAAAACUUCCCCUUUAUAUAAGACCAUUGCCCUUUCCAUAUGCCUGUUUUCUAGCUGAAUUGGUCAUGCAUUCAUAUAUUUCUAUCUUUGCAUGCAAGUGCAAUUAUAUGACAUGCGUCUGUGCAUAGCGUUCAUACAUGACCACUUGUGUGCCACUAAUCCUGCUGCAUAUAUAUAUAUAUAUAUAUAUAUAUAUAAAUAUAUAUAUAUUUCCUUUCUUUCUUUUUUUCCUUUUUCUUUACUGGUCCACCACCACCCCCGCUGGUUUGAAGAGUAAUGCGCUUAUCCAUCAUGUCACAGGUCUUAUUUUGCACUUGGUAACACGGUUUCCAGGCACUAGGAAGCUGCAGCAUUGUGUAGGGUAAUGGGCCUCUGCUGAGACGUACGACUCGUACAACAGAUAUUAGCGCCAAAUCACUUCAAAUGCUGAUCCAAACUGAAGAGCUUGAAAAGGUUGGCUGUGCAAUAAGUUAGACGUGUGCUGGCUUUCGCAAUCAGGCACUCAGAAUUUUCUGCGACUUCAGGCAAGAAUGAAAUAAAUCAGAGUGCUGUAUAACCCAAAUAAUACCCAACUUAGAACUGUUCUUUGCUAUGAAUGCCGCAAACUCACCUUCACAGGCUGCAUCCACGGCCACAGUUUCGUGCCACACUGCAGGCUCCUGGCUUCUCAGCCAUAUCUGACAAACCUGAAUAAAAUGUCUUCCUCUUUAUAAACAA